AUGAAAAAUAUUACCAUUGAGAGAACCUGUACACCGGAAAGGAUUUCAACUGACAGUAACACAUCAGUCCCUGAAUUUCCAUUCCAAUUAACAGAACAAAAUUACCAUGAAAAAACUGAGUUUAUUAAAAAUAGUCUUCAUGAAAUUGGUUUGACUGAAGAAAGCAUUUCUGAAGAUCAAGAAAUUUCUCAAAGAGAAUUCAAUUCAAAUUUUGCAUCAUUGCAGAGUUGGUUUAUACGGAUUUCUCAUAAAGAAAAAUUGAGCUAUGUUCUUAAAUUAUUAAAUAUGUUCAGUGUUGUACUAAAAAGAAAUACGAAUUUAUUAGUUGACAUAUUGGGUCCGAUUUCCAAAGAUUUUAUUUAUGCCAAAACCCAAUAUACAUUUUCAAAAUAUGACAUGACUCCUUUAGACAACAAUCGGUGUUUAGCCGAUAUUCCAUUAGCUGAAGCUAAGACUAAUAGCUUGUCUUGGUUUUCUGAAUUACAAGAAAAGGAACAAGUUCGGGUCAUGAUAAUUUUGCUGAAUCUCUCAGGGAGUGUUAUUACAUUCCAUUUUUAUUUUAAAGCAGUAAAGUACCUUGAUCAUAAAACAGAUUAUGAUUUAUUAGUUAUUGAAGAAAAAUUAAAGGAUUUUAAGUUUUACAAUAACAUGAUGAAUAAGAAAGAAUCUACUGAUCUUAAUAUCAUUGAUUUUAAGUCUAAUGUGAGCCCAAUUUUCCAUGUGAGCAGCAAUAUUAGUCAAGUUAACUCUGAAACAAAAAAUUUGGAAACUGACAAGAAAGAAGGAUCUACCACCAGUUUAACUUCUUCUACAAAUGGAAUGACUGCCUUGGAUUAUGAACAUAAGCUUGUAGAAUGGGAAAAGGAAUUCAGAGCACUAAUGGAUAUGUCAGGCUUACUUAAAUCAGGAAAUUUGAGUGAGAUUGCACUUCCUGUUAUUGACAUGUUACAACUUUUACCAAUAUCAGUCAAUAGAUAUAUAUACACAUUUCUUGACCACAGAUCGAAGAAGCACCUGAGACUAAUCAAUAAAUAUUGGUCGAAAUCUUCAGUGUCUAUACGUAAAGAAGAAAAUACUAGACAUUCGCUCGAUCAGGCUAUUACAAUGUUGGAUUUUAAGUCAGAUAGUUGUAAUACAAAAGAUUUUUACUCAGAAGUCAAAUAUGUUCAACCAAAAAAACGUGACAAAGAACGCUCACUACCUGGUCAAGAAAGUAAGAGACCAUCUACUAAACGUCAAUCUACUGUAUCAAUUAAUUCCACAAAACGUUCUCCAAGUGCAACAUCAAUACUCGAUAAAAGUUUGUUUAAACCAAAGUAUUCUAUAAAAAUGACUCCUACUCCAAAUCAUCAAUAUACUAAAAAAUAUCCAAAAAAUCCCUACAAAGGAAGAUUUAUCAUUUCUGAAAUCUAUAGCAGAUUUGAUCAUACUCGUUGCAUUGCUGCUAAUUACCAGUGGGUUGCUAUGAGUAAUAAAUCAAACAUAACAUUGCAUAGUUUGUUGACUGGAGCUCCAAACCCAUGCCAGUUAAUAGGUCAUACUGGUUAUGUAACUGUAUUAUGUUUUCAUCCUUCUAAAAACUGUUUAUUUUCUGGAAGUUGUGACACCACCGUUAAGUACUGGGAUAUAUAUUCAAGAAAGAUUAUUGCCACUUAUUCAAACCAUAAGAGCCUUAUUACAGAUCUAAAUGUAAAUGAAAAUCAUCUAGCUUCAGUAUCUAUGGAUCAAACGCUCAGAAUUUUCAAUAUUGAAAGUGGUUAUAUGGUGUGGCAGUAUCUAUUUUCAUGUAGCCCUGUGGCCGUUACUUUAGGCAGGAAACUUGAAGUUUAUUUGGGAGUAGAAGAUGGUUCAGUUUUCAGAACAGAUUUGGAAUCCCAUCAAACCCCUGAAGAAUGGGAAGCUACUUAUGCUCAUGAAGAUAAAAUAACCUGUAUUGUGUUUGAUGAGCCAUUUUUAGUAACUGGAGGAGAUGAUGGUUAUGUUAUGGUAUGGCGUUUUGAACACUUUGAGGCAUCUGCAGUUGCAACUUUUGACCACGAUGGACUCUGUGUAACUGGUGUAGCUCUGAGUUUUAUGAAAGUAUUAACCACUGCUAUUGAUGGAAUUUUAAGAAUAUGGGAUGUUUGUAAUUCAAGACUUAAACGUGAAAUAGUGGUGAACAUUGCAAGAACUCCCAUAAUUAGUAUGAUUUGCAUGGAAAUAAAUGAUCACACAAAGGUGAUUAUUAACAGUGAAGACAGUAUUAAAGUAAUCGAAUUCAAAUUUUAUUGGAUUAAUUUUAGUAAAACAUGUCUAACGAAGGAAAAUAGAGAACCCAAAUUUGUUAGAGGAUUGGAAAGAAUAACCACAAUAGGACCAGAUGAUGUACUGAUGGGUUCUGAGCCUCAAUUGAAAAUUGUACCGAAAGAUAGAUUUGAAAAACGAUGUCGUGAACUUUUACUAUUACGCCAUGCUACUUUGCCUGAUGUUGUGAAACCCAGUAAAGGAGACAAAGUUACAUUUAAGGAAGUUCCAAUCUUUUCAGAUGCUCUUCUAGAUAAUGAUUUGCUGUUAUUUCCGAGAGUCCUACCUGAAGCUCAGAAAAUGCCACCACAUGUUGUUAAAAAUGAGAUCUUAGAAGGUGGCACUAAAAUAUUAAGUGCACUACAGAAAUAUUUGCCCAUGUCAACAAAAGGAGUUCUUCCAGGUUAUAAUCCUUCAAAAAUAACCAUGUAG
Messenger RNA from Nezara viridula (southern green stink bug), 2715 nucleotides. The record is from the annotation of a GenBank genome assembly. Lineage: Eukaryota; Metazoa; Arthropoda; Insecta; Hemiptera; Pentatomidae.